Messenger RNA from Haemonchus placei, 981 nucleotides. The record is from the annotation of a GenBank genome assembly. NCBI's taxonomy places the organism in Eukaryota, Metazoa, Nematoda, Chromadorea, Rhabditida, Trichostrongylidae.
AUGGAGGAGAAUGCACCGAUGGCAACCUCCCACGGCAGUUUACCAAGAGCAAACUCACGAAAUGAUCGCUCACGCCUUUUGCGUGGAGAACGACCACAGCGACUUCGGCUACCGACGACUUCUUACAUUGCCGAACCGUCACCGUGCACUCCUUGUUCAGUGUUCUCGUUCGAUCUUCCUAAUAGUCCUUGCAUUGUUAAGGGACGUCCCAGGCAUGCACGAUCGACCAGCCAUGGUUCCGCGAUGACGCCACGAAGUAUGUUCUCGUUUGAUAUGGCUUUCGACUUCAUCAUGCCAAGAACUCCACGAACUCCACGGACUCCGAUUUCGCCGAAGACACCGAAAACUCCACGCUUUCCAGAGUUACCUACCAUUGAAGAAGCCAGGACAUCUUUCAGUUUCGAAAUCCCGAAACCAAAAGAUGAAAAGUCGUCCAGAACAGAGUCAGGUGAUACCACAAUCGGCACAGUGACAUCGAGAUGCACCGAUUGGAAAUCAAUACGGCUUAUGAUGAUCGUGAUCCUACUUACUCGAAUUCAAUUCACAGUAUAUUUCGCGUCAUUGUGGCCAUUCUUGCAAGAGGUCGAUGAUAGCGCCACCAUGCAAGACUAUGCGGUGAUCAGUGCUGUAUAUAGCAUAGGAAUUGCUGGUUCGGCUCCAUUUUUCGGUUACUGGUCGAAUAAGCUCGGCUGCAUAAGGAUUCCUUCGAUGUGCUCAAUGAUUCUGAUGCUCAUAUCCAAUGCUAUGUAUAUAGUUAUGCACAAUUUCAACGGUUACGGUAAAUAUGCAAUGGGCGUGGCCAGGUUCCUAGCUGGUGUGGCUGCAGGAGGCAACUCACUUCUGCCCACUUAUUGGACUUAUGCAGCCGCUCCUGAAGACCGUUCUACCGCUGCGGCCCUGUUUGAUGGCGCAUUUUGUUUAGGAAUUGCUUUAGGACCAGGUGAGAAUCAAUUUUUCGGGGUCGUUGCACGAAAUCUUUAG